Manis pentadactyla (Chinese pangolin) is the source of this 991-nucleotide messenger RNA. RefSeq names its product isoamyl acetate hydrolyzing esterase 1 (putative) (gene IAH1). The transcript is spliced from 6 exons. The record is from RefSeq and is a predicted model, not a curated record. Bases 44 to 793 code for a protein of 249 amino acids. Gene Ontology annotation, molecular function: hydrolase activity, acting on ester bonds. NCBI's taxonomy places the organism in Eukaryota, Metazoa, Chordata, Mammalia, Pholidota, Manidae.
GCUCGCCCCGCCCGGAUAUCCGGCCUGGCCCCGCCCCGGAGCUAUGGCGCUGUGCGACGCGGUGGCCCGCGGCAGCCCUCCGCUGUGGCCUCGGGUGUUGCUCUUCGGAGACUCCAUCACCCAGUUUUCUUUCCAGCAGGGUGGAUGGGGAGCGUCACUGGCUGACAAGCUGGUCAGAAAAUGUGAUGUUCUGAAUCGUGGAUUUUCAGGUUAUAAUACCAGAUGGGCCAAAAUUAUCCUUCCAAGCUUAAUCAGGAAAGGGAACAGUUUGGACACCCCAGUAGCAGUUACAAUUUUCUUUGGUGCCAAUGACAGUGCACUAAAAGAUGAGAAUCCCAAGCAGCACAUCCCCCUGCAUGAGUACAGUGGGAACCUAAAGAGCAUGGUGCAGUACCUGAAGUCUGUGGGCGUCCCUGAGCACAGGAUCGUUCUCAUCACACCACCCCCCCUCUGUGAGGCAGCUUGGGAAAAGGAGUGCCUCACGCUAGGUUGCAAACUAAAUCGCCUGAACUCAGUUGUCGGUGAAUAUGCCAGUGCCUGUUUACAAGUAGCCCAAGACUGUGGGACUGAUGCCCUUGACCUGUGGACCCUCAUGCAGAAGAACAAGCAGAACGUUUCAUCCUACUUAGCAGAUGGACUACACUUAUCACCAAAGGGAAAUGAGUUUUUGUUCUGCCAUCUAUGGCCUUUGAUAGAGAAGAAAGUGUCUUCCCUGCCUUUGCUGCUCCCUUACUGGCGAGACAUACCAGAAGCAGAACCGGAACUGAGUCUUCUGGGAGAUGGGGAUCAUUAGUCAGAGAAAACCAAGUCUGGCUGUUAAUUUAUAAAAUGGGAAGUCGCCGGUCAACAGAGAUCCCAAGAUAAAUGAUCAAAGACUUUUUUUUCUUCUCAAGCUUAAGUCUUUGCUCAUGACCCUAGAACAAGAAACACUAGCAUUUUUUACCAACAUUAAUAAAAGCAUUAGAAUUUUUCAGGGAAGCUUUGUACCUGA